Messenger RNA from Orbilia oligospora ATCC 24927, 891 nucleotides. RefSeq lists its product as uncharacterized. Gene Ontology annotation, biological process: vesicle-mediated transport. The transcript has 4 exons. NCBI's taxonomy places the organism in Eukaryota, Fungi, Ascomycota, Orbiliomycetes, Orbiliales, Orbiliaceae. The coding region runs from base 1 to 891 and encodes 296 amino acids. Gene Ontology annotation, molecular function: protein-macromolecule adaptor activity. The record is from RefSeq and is a predicted model, not a curated record.
AUGCCCGAACGAAGAAUCCUCCUCGUCGGAAGACGGGACUCGGAAAUCCUCCAAUUCCUUGAAGCCCUCACCGGUUCCCUCCCCUCCCACCAAACCGCAGAUUCCCACGCAGGAUUAACCCACUCCCUCACACUGAAAACCCAAUACUACACCUCCACAAUCCCCAUCUGGAUCGAUGAAAUCCUAUCCCCGACAGAAUGGUCGACAGCCUACUCCUCCCCGGAAGCCAAAGAAGUACGACAAGUCCUCGGUGCGAUAAUAUAUUGUUUCAAAAAACCCACCUCUGAUUCCGAAAUAUCCGACAGUAUCAAAGAAGAUAUGAAGGGAUUGGAAAAAGUUGUCAAGGCUUGCGGGUAUAGUUGGGAUGGAGUUUGUUUGGCGGUUACGAUGCCUCAUAGUAUUCAACCGCAGGUUGAAAAGGCGGCCGAGGAGUGGGAGGAGUUUAUGAUGGAUUUUGGGUUUGAGUUUGUGGACUUUGAGUCGAAGGGGAGGAAUGAUUAUGGAGAACCUACUGGCAUGGAAAGAUUAAAGGAAGCCUUGGAAGCCAACGAUUGGAACGCUCCACUAUCAUUCGGACUCGACGACCUAGACGACGAUGAACUCGACGAACUAGCAGGAGAAGAUCCAGUCGACCAAGAUGGAAAUGUGAGAAAUGGGUUAAAACUCGAAGCCAACGAAAUGGAACAAGAAAUGUUCGGUCUCCAUCAAGCCAUCUUAGAGGAAACGGGUGAAGGUGACGACGACGAUGACGACGAAGAAAUACAAGUUGAGAACCUGGAGGCUGCUAUGCAGAGGUUACAGACUGUCAAAGAUAUGGUCGCAGAGCUCCCCGACGACCAAAAACGAGUCUUCGCAGCCAAAGCCGUCGCCGAAGUCAUGAAAACCCUCUAG